This is a messenger RNA of Protopolystoma xenopodis, 177 nucleotides long. Lineage: Eukaryota; Metazoa; Platyhelminthes; Monogenea; Polystomatidea; Polystomatidae. The record is from the annotation of a GenBank genome assembly.
GCCCUUAAGAAUGGAGGUUCUCAACUGGCUAGAGGCCUUUUGCGCCUACCACAGUUCGCCCUUACGUCUACACCUCACCUCAUCCCGUCGUUGAAUCUUCGCGUCAAGCUAAAAUCGCCUUCCUCUCCAGAAUUAGUACACUGUUUUUCUGUUGAUAUGUUAUUAUCUGAUUCCUAG